Molecule: messenger RNA, 426 nt
Organism: Trichomonas vaginalis G3
Lineage: Eukaryota; Parabasalia; Trichomonadida; Trichomonadidae
Product: protein of unknown function, DUF4106 family
Exons: 1
Source: RefSeq, a predicted model, not a curated record
AUGGAUGAAUAUUUAAGAAAACUCAAAUGGACAGUACCAAAUGAAAUGUUAGUAUUGAAAAACAUGUUCCAUGACAAAAUAAAACCAACUACAGAAAUAAAUGACGCAAGACUGAAACAUUGGGUAAAAGCUUUCCCAUUCACAAAAGAUAUUAUUGGUUACAUGGAAAGAAAACCAGAAUGGCUACAAAAACAUAUAUUUGGAGACGAGCUUAUUCCAUAUGGACAAGCUCUGUUUGAAGAGCUUGAACCGGAAACUCAGGAAAGAGUCAUGCAAACAAUACGCGAAGACUCAAAUACAAACUAUGACAAAAUCUUUCUAGGAUAUAGGUUACCUGAGAUGGGCGACCAGAGCCCAAAGGCAAAAAGGACACGUGAAAUUUACAACAUACUAGGUGAACAUGAGGCAAAGAUGCAACAACUUGAA